GUGGAGGAUGAAUUGAUAAAGGAUGAAGUCAUCCUGUCUCCAGGUCCAUCGAUGCUCAAGCUGCAAAUAGUGUCAAAGCCAAUCGACCUCUCAGUGGCCAAGGACAUAAAGGCCCUUCUGUUCGGCUCCAGCUUUUGCUGUUUCAAUGAGGAAUGGAAGCUUCAGAGUUUUUCCUUUAAUGACAAAGCCUCGUUAAAAUACGGCAUUGUGCAGAACAAGGGGGGUCCCUGUGGGGUUCUGGCAGCUGUCCAAGGCUGUGUCCUACAAAAACUCCUGUUUGAAGGAGAUAGCGAAGCUGACUGCGUUCGGCAGCUGCAGCCUUCCAAUGCCCGCAGGACCCACUGCCUCGCUCUGGCCAUCGCAGACAUCGUGUGGCGGGCCGGGGGCCAUGAGAGAGCCGUGGUCACACUGGCUUCAGGAACACAGCAGUUCAGUCCAACAGGGAAAUACAAAGCAGAUGGAGUCUUAGAAACACUCACACUGCACAGUUUGACCUGCUACGAGGAGCUGGUGACUUUUCUUCAAGGAAGCAUCCAUCAGUUCGAAGCGGGUCCCUACGGAUGCAUCCUGCUCACGCUGUCUGCCAUCCUGUCCAGGUCCACAGAGCUUGUCCGCCAGGACUUCGAUGUCCCCACCAGCCACCUGAUUGGAGCGCAUGGAUACUGCACCCAGGAACUUGUCAAUCUGCUCCUGACCGGGAAAGCCGUGUCCAAUGUUUUCAAUGACGUGGUAGAGCUGGAUUCUGGGAACGGGAACAUCACGCUGCUCAAAGGCAUAGCUGCGCGCAGUGAUGUUGGGUUCCUAUCUCUCUUUGAGCACUACAAUGUGUGCCAGGUGGGCUGCUUCCUGAAGACACCGAGGUUCCCCAUCUGGGUGGUGUGCAGUGAGAGCCACUUCAGCGUCCUCUUCAGCCUGCAGCCAGAGCUCCUGCGAGACUGGAGGGCCGAGAGGCUCUUUGACCUGUAUUACUAUGACGGCCUGGCCAACCAGCAGGAGCAGAUCCGGCUGACCGUUGACACCACCCAGACCAUCCCUGAGGACAGAGACAACGACCUCGUCCCGCCCCUUGAGCUCUGCAUCAGAACCAGGUGGAAGGGGGCAGCGGUGAACUGGAACGGCUCAGACCCCAUCCUGUGACCCUUCCUGUGGGUAAGCCUAUGGCUCUACCACUCAUCGCUGGGGGGUGACAGCUGAGCCCCAGGCCUCAGGAACAAGUCUCUCAGAAGAGUGUCACCCCCAUCUGGGCCAACAGUGCUGCAGAAGCAUCCAGAACCUCCCUGCCCCUUCCAUGAAGGGCCCCCAGGACGGUGAUGAGGGCCCAGAGUGCUGCUAUACGGCUCCCUCCCAGCUGAGCCAUGACUGCCAAGGAUUGGACCGCCUCUGUGCUUUUUGUCUGCAUCCCUCCCUUGCUCCCUGCUGGGCCACCUCUCCCCUCUUCAAGCCUGUGAUAUGGUUAGCCUGGGCACCCUGGGCUCGUUAUUUCUGGUAGUUGGCUUUCUAUAAAGCAGGAGUCAAACCCAU
Messenger RNA from Leptonychotes weddellii (Weddell seal), 1521 nucleotides. The record is from RefSeq and is a predicted model, not a curated record. NCBI's taxonomy places the organism in Eukaryota, Metazoa, Chordata, Mammalia, Carnivora, Phocidae.